CAGUAUCAUACUCGCUGAAACCUCGCAUCAUGUAGCGCUCAUUUCUGCCUGGCUUGUCGUCGUUUGUCCCGCCCACUCGUAUCCCAAUAUCUAUUUGAAUUGAUUUCCUCCCUCCCUUUCCCUCUUAUAUGGUCGAUUACAAACAGAUUCCGGUGAGACUCCGUCUCUCUCAUCCGUUGUUCUCCAUUCUCCCGGACUUCGUGGUAGUGUCUCGUUCAGGAGGUGGGAAUAAUGUCGUGUAUAUCUGUCAAGCGACAACGGGAAGAUUCUUUUGAAAGGGCGGAUUUGGAUUGGCAUUGGGAUCGGAAGAAGCCGCGACCACUACCUUUUCGAACCUCUCCCACGUCAAAACACACAACUCUGUUUUCUCAAACUCACCAAUUCUUUGAUACACCCACCGAAUCUUCAGAUGAUGACGACAAUGGAGCAACUUCAGAAGUUGCUAUGGUGCCUCGAUACCAGACGGGGAAGAAAGAUGACAUGACAUAUCUUUCGAUCAGAGUGCAGCCAUGUCACGACAACGACUCCGACGUCGAGAUGACCGACCUACCCCGUUCCUCCUCGAACACCAUCGCUCCAUGUUCAGCAGCGGAGUUGACGCCCAAUUGGUCCGGGAGCGUGAUGUCAUCACCAAUCCCGCAUCGUUUGAUUGUCCAAUCUCUCAAUAUCAGCGGUGGCCGCACUGCAACACCCAUAUAUGGACAUUUCACUGCAAAUAUGAGCAUCAACGCUAUGAGAGAGGACUCCGGUACUGCAAAUGAUACUUCCGGAUUCGUGCCUCCAUCCACCACCAUUUCUGAUAGCAUCGAUGUUGCAACUUCUAUCGCUUCGUCUACCAGAUCCUUAGUUGUGUUAUCAGAUGGAGAAGACCGGUGGCGUCCCCGGAGACUCCCAAGCCCGAUCAGUGAAGGUGAAAUUUCCCCAAUGACCACUUUCUCCCAGAUAGACCGGCAUUUUGAAAGCACAACUUUAGCCACUGCCAACAAUCUCCGAAAAUCUUCGUCCUUCACUCACUCCUGGGAGAAAGAGCCCGCAGACACAUCUACCUUAGAACCGCAGCAACGCUCUUUGACACCGCACCACAGCCUAAAUCACAAUAUCACAUCUACUGCUAAUGACACUUCUGGAAAUUCUACCUUCAGCGACUAUACUAAACAACCCGUCCCCGAUCAAAAGCAGAGGUGCCACAUCGAUGAUAACCCAUCCAUACAUACCUGGAGCCGACAACCAGCAUACGACAAUGCAUCCUCGGAAAAUAGCGAUACAGCCAUCCCUCAGAGGAAGAAAACCGGCGGCCCGAACAAAAUGAGCAUUGCCAUGGGUUACCGUGCCGAUUGUGAUAAGUGCCAGAGGCGUGUACCGGGACAUUAUAGCCAUAUUAUUCGCGGGUGAUUUGAAAUUUUCUUGCCUUUUUUUUUUUUGUUUAUUUUCAUUUUUCUUUGCUUUUUCCCCUUCUUUCUAAUAAAAAACGCUUCCUACUUUUCAAUGUAUUGUACUGUACAUUAUAGUUUUUCUACCCAUCUCUAGCAUGAUUUAUGAGAUUUAUGAGGUUAGUUGAGUUUGUUUUGGAUUUUUGAUUUUUGAUUCUUCAGCCGCCUAUUCCCAGCCCUUGAGGCAAUGAUGACUGUUUUUGUAUAUGGAUCACUUUUUGUCCCUGCUUCUCAUGAGUCAUAUAACUGAUGUGUAUAUUACAUGAUGGUUUUUGAUUUCUGUGAAUGCAAUAACUCUCAUUGGUG
Messenger RNA from Histoplasma capsulatum G186AR, 1736 nucleotides. RefSeq lists its product as uncharacterized. NCBI's taxonomy places the organism in Eukaryota, Fungi, Ascomycota, Eurotiomycetes, Onygenales, Ajellomycetaceae. The record is from RefSeq and is a predicted model, not a curated record. Bases 232 to 1392 code for a protein of 386 amino acids. The transcript is spliced from 2 exons.